AAAUGGCGUUCCCUUUUUCUGCCGAUUACAUCAAUACUUUUAAUAUAAAUAACGAAGAUGUGGAAAAUGUGGAAAAUGUUUCAGAGAAGGAUUAUUUUCCAUUUGAUCCAGACGUGGCAGAUGUAGCUCUAAUUGUGGAGGGAAAGAAGUUACACGUCUCUAAAAUGGUGUUAAUGGAUGCGUCGCCAGUUUUUAGGAAAAUGUUCACCGGGGAUUUCAAAGAAAAAACUGCAACGGAACUUGAGCUUCCUGGAAAAGAAUAUUCUACUUUCGUUUUGUUUUUGAGAUGCAUAUUUCCGAGGGAAUAUAUAAAGAUGACGGAGAGUCGGGUUAGAGAUCUCUUACCAUUGGCGCAUGAGUACGAUGUCAAAUGUGUUUUGAGGGAAUGUGAAACUUUCUUGUUGACUGAACUUGAGUUCAAGAAAAUAAAAGCACCUUUUCAUUAUGUUAGUGCGGACAAUGAUGUGGAAUAUUGUAUGAAGUGUCUGUACUAUGGCUCAGAAUACGGCUUGAAUGAGAUUUACGACAACGCCUUUCAGACUGUGAUUCCAUACAAACUUGCACGAUAUGCAGAUAAUGAAUUUUAUGAAUUGCUUCCAGAGAAGAACAAAAGAGAACUUCUUCAAAGUCGACUUUCCAGCAUAGAAAAAGCAGGAGAAAAUCUCACAAACGGAUCCACACUAUCCUUAACACAAUCUGUGUUUGGUUUUGGAUCCGUACAACCGACGAGAUCCAAUUCUUCCAUAAAAUAUGAUCAAUCCAUUGCAGUCUUUAAAUGUCCGAGUGAUUUAUUCCUAUAGAAAAACAUAACGAAUAAAGAUCGCAAGCCGAUUGAUUGUCAUGUACAUGUAAUCGCUUUCGCGUUCUGCUCAAUAAUUUUGAGCAAACAAUAUCAGAAGACGGGAAUAUCCAUAUCUUGUGAUCAGUCAUUCAAAAAAAUGACUUUGUUAAACACCACUCUGAUUCUGCGCACAAGAGCUCUUAAGUUGAUAGUAUACAGGUGCUGGAGUUCCUAGCUCAUUGGCAAUAUCUACUGGGUUUUGGUGAUCGAAUUGUCAUGCAUGGACACAAUUUGUGCUCCUUUAUUACAUGUAGCUGACCUGUUUUUAUAUUCUUAUGAGGCAAAAUUUAUUCAAAAGGUUCUACAUUAGAAGACAAAAUCUCUUGUUGUGGCCUUCAACUCAACCUUUACGUACAUCGACGACAUUUUAUCUAUUAACAAUAUUCAUUUUAUGUUAAUUCCAUAUAUCCAUGUAAACUCGAAAUAAAAGACAUAAAAGAGUA
Messenger RNA from Ostrea edulis (European flat oyster), 1284 nucleotides. Its product is annotated as RCC1 and BTB domain-containing protein 1-like. The transcript has 2 exons. Gene Ontology annotation, molecular function: protein binding. Bases 3 to 800 code for a protein of 265 amino acids. Lineage: Eukaryota; Metazoa; Mollusca; Bivalvia; Ostreida; Ostreidae. The record is from RefSeq and is a predicted model, not a curated record.